AUGACCAGUUGUCGUCGUUUCGACGCCCACAUUCUAUCCGACAGCCACCGCCAAACAUGGAUCCACCCACCGAAUCCCUGCAACGAAUGUCGGGCGCGAAAGACGAGAUGUGAUGGGGAUCUCCCCUGCAAUAUCUGUAGAGUCUCCAGGAAUCCGUGCUCUGUCAGGCAGAAUGCUCGCGGUGACGCUGGAGAAGAACGGCGCAAUGCUUGGACUGAGCCUCCCCAUGACAGGGCGGGUGGGUCGAUUCCCCACGGGAUCCUGGAGCCAUCGAAACAGCGUUUCAUGGGGCAACAGUCGUCGAUCGCAUUUCCCCUGAUUGUCGGAAUGGGCGUGCAGGCUCCUGACCCGCCACGGCUGCAUUCGUUCGGUUACAAUGCUGGGGUCAGACCAGAGCCGGAGACCAUGGUCAGCUUGCAGAUUGCGGAGGCUCUCGACUGGCAUCUUGCCUUGCGAUACAUCAAUGAUUACAUACGAGUUCUUCAUCCUUUGUUCAACUUUCUGGAUCCCGAGGAACUCCGACAGCGGGCAGAGGACCACUGGCACGGCAUGCCCCAGGGACCCAGCUUUGAAGCGGUGAUCAGUGGUGUCAUUGCAUUGGGGCUGUUGUUUCGGUCUCCAUCUCUAGAGCGUCCGAAAAGGGAAACGGAGCCGUGGAUGGUGCAGCACGCGAAAAGCAUUCUCGAGGAUUCCGUCGUGGGCCGAUUACCCACCGUUGAGCAAGUGGCUGCGUACAUCUUGCGCACGCUGUACGUCCGCUCCACGAGCAGACCUCAUCUCGCGUGGCUCAACAGUUGCACGAUGAUGCACCUAGUCGAGGCAACUGGGCUGCAGUAUGGGCCAGAAGAUGUCAUUCUGGCGCCAGGCACAGCCCCUCCGGACACGGGACAAAGAAAGCUGUAUAGGCCCAAGCGGACCGCGCAUGUUGCUGAAUGCCUCCAUGUUUUGAUCGCCUGUGAUUACGGAAGAUCGGUGAUGAACGCCACCCUAUAUCAUCGCCAGGAAGACUUUGCAGCCACUCUCGAGUCGGACUUGACCUCUCAGCUAUGUGCCUUGGUCCAAGCCAUGCCUGUUACCAGCCCAUCACGUGGAUCCGGUGCAGGGGUGGAAGAACAGGUCUCGGCGAUAAUGAAUGUGGCUUCGAUCAAGGUUGAACAUGGCUUUCUGACCAUGGUGAAAGCCGAUCUGAUCUUCUGCUUAUACCGCAGGCUGCGGAUGGUUAAUUAUCACUUUCGCCAAGAACAGAUCGAUAUCAUCAUCUCCAGGGGUACAGAAGCGUUGGCGCCAGUAGACGAAUUUACCAGCAGGCGCACUCGGCAGCCCUUCUGGAAUCUAGUGGGGACUGCGUUUCAGUUCGUGUGCGUGCUGCUUGCGCUGGACACUCCGGACAGCCUGCAGACUAUGCCCAAGGCCAUGGAGGUUUUGGAAGAAAUAUCUCGAAGACUUCCUUCCCCUUUGGCUACAGAAGCAUAUAAGACCGCCCGACAGCUUGCGCGCGCUUGCUUGGAUCAGAAACGCAAGGGAGUUGGGCACCUCGAGCAGUCUCUACAGAGCUUUCAUCCUCAUGCAGAACACCCCGGAAGCUUCGACCCCGAUCCUGAAGCAGAUCAACUCGAGGCCAUUCCACUCGCGCCGGAUGAUGUCGCGUACAAUCCUUAUCACGAUCUGGAGCCAAUUGAUUUUGAUCUUGACUCUCUGCUCAAUAUAAAUCUUUAGACACAGGCUCGGGUCACGCGUCAAUGCCGUCGAGGCAGCGAAGACUCGCCUAGCUAUAUUGUGUCGGUUAGCCGGACACCCAGCUUCCGGCAGAGUGUAUACUGGGCCUGUCUGCUUACCCGGCAUGUUGCCAAAACCCAAUUUACCACGACAAAGACAUCCCUCGCAUACCGCUUUCUUAUCGAUAAAAAAUCAUACCAC
Aspergillus saccharolyticus JOP 1030-1 is the source of this 1917-nucleotide messenger RNA. RefSeq names its product putative C6 transcription factor. Gene Ontology annotation, biological process: response to xenobiotic stimulus; regulation of DNA-templated transcription. NCBI's taxonomy places the organism in Eukaryota, Fungi, Ascomycota, Eurotiomycetes, Eurotiales, Aspergillaceae. Gene Ontology annotation, molecular function: DNA-binding transcription factor activity, RNA polymerase II-specific; zinc ion binding. The record is from RefSeq and is a predicted model, not a curated record. The transcript has 3 exons. The coding region runs from base 1 to 1716 and encodes 571 amino acids.